CACAGAUUCAUCAUCAUCCCAUAAAUUAAGAGCAAACAAAUCGAAAAUAUUUUGUCGUCAAAACUUUCUUUCAAUUCUAGAGAAGAAAAUGGACCUAAGGGUGAUGGGUUUCGACCCCGCCGUCGUGGACACCCUCCACGAGCUCCUGGACUUCACCGACGAGACCGACAAGUCGUUCCACCACGCCCCGUCACGCGCCUACGUCCGUGACGCCAAGGCCAUGGCGGCCACGCCGGCGGACGUGAAGGAGUUACUGGACUCGUAUGUUUUCGUCGUCGACAUGCCGGGGCAGAAGUCGGACCAAAUCAAGGUCCACGUGGAGGAGGACAACAUGCUGGUUGUGAGCGGAGAGAGGAGACGAGAGAAAGAGAAGGAUCAAGGCGUCAGGUACAUAAAAAUGGAGAGGAGGCUGGGCAAGUACUUGAAGAAGUUUGCGUUGCCGGAGAAUGCCGACUGCGAGAAGAUAUCAGCGGUGUAUCAGGAUGGGGUGUUGACGGUGACGGUGGCGAAGAAGCCGCCCCCGGAGCCGAAGAAGUCGAAGACAAUUGAGGUCCAAGUUGCCUAAAGAGAGCAUGUGCGUUAACGUUGUUGUUGUCGAUCCCUUUUCUUUGUGUGUUGUGUGACUUGUGUCCCUAUGUGUGUGUGCGCUUAAGGGGGAGUAUCCCUUUGUUUUUGAAGGUAGUCUUAUAUGGCCUUUUGUUUGUUUGUGUCUUGAGAGUGAACUUUUCAGGCAAGUGUCAACUCUUCUAAUUACUCUAUUUUAACUCAAGAAUAUUGCAUGUGUCUAUGUGUGUGCCUUUUACCUACCCUUUUUUUAUAGUAUCGUAAUUAAUGCUAAAAGUUUGUUUUUGUUUUUUUUUAUAA
Corylus avellana is the source of this 864-nucleotide messenger RNA. Its product is annotated as 17.1 kDa class II heat shock protein-like. The record is from RefSeq and is a predicted model, not a curated record. NCBI's taxonomy places the organism in Eukaryota, Viridiplantae, Streptophyta, Magnoliopsida, Fagales, Betulaceae.